This is a messenger RNA of Dibothriocephalus latus, 999 nucleotides long. NCBI's taxonomy places the organism in Eukaryota, Metazoa, Platyhelminthes, Cestoda, Diphyllobothriidea, Diphyllobothriidae. The record is from the annotation of a GenBank genome assembly.
AUGGGCGAGUCGCAUACGUUCUGGUAUUGCAUCGACUCACAGCAGUGGCCUGAUGUCUUUGAUAUCUUGCUUAUCAUGUUUGAUGCCCUAGGAGUAUUACUGAACUUUGUCGUUGCCAUUCUCCUAUUUAUGCUGCGAGGACCCUGCAAGACGAGCUUAGCGCUACUGCGAGGCUUUGUUAUGUCUUGCGCGAUGGCCAGUUUGGUUAACUUAAUCGAGGACGCAGGGCCGCAAAUACAAAAGACAUCCAGUUACCACUACAAUCGCCUCGUCUGCAUCUUCUGGGAAAGCCGAUUUCUCUACUGGAUUUUCUUGGUCAUCGCCUCUCAAUUCCUUUUCUUCUUUGCCGUCUAUCGUUUCCUUGACAUGACCGGUGCUGAUGAGUACAAGAUGAUAUCAGCCGAAUAUCAGAUAUCCACGUAUAGCACAACAAUCGCAGUUUUUAGUGUCUUUAUGACCAUACCACAGACCUUCUCAGUGAACCUAGUGGGUGAUGACUGCAGCUGCUCCAACAGAAAGAUUAAUAUUCCCUUCCUAUCACUUAUAUAUGCACAAGUCUACCUCUGGGUUUCAAUUCUGAUGGUUUUUGAUGGCUGUGUGUUAACUUACAUAUGUGUCUGUCUUCUGCGUUUGAUACGGACGCCAACGGAGUGCAGACGCGAAGAUAAGUUGGAACUGCUACAUUUCGACAACACACGUUUCAGUGAGACUCAGUUGUCUGCAAAUACUUCUGCCGCUGCUUUAGGCAGGAUAACAGGUUCAAUGUGCAUCAUCCCUCUGUUUGUCAAUUAUCUGGCGUGCGUAUCCUAUGACGUACUCUACCAGUUCGCCAGCGCACUUGAUCUGACAACUUAUGUCAUUGGAACUGGAGUUCAGAAAUUUGGUGAACUCUUGAUCGUCGGUCAGUUCGUGAUGGUGCCAAUUGUUCUCCUCGUCUACAUUCGUCCUCUCCGAAAAGGCUUGAAAAAAUACUGGAAGAUAGUGGCUGCUAAAACAUGA